Molecule: messenger RNA, 974 nt
Organism: Phasianus colchicus (ring-necked pheasant)
Lineage: Eukaryota; Metazoa; Chordata; Aves; Galliformes; Phasianidae
Source: RefSeq, a predicted model, not a curated record
AACUCUCUUAAUUGUGCAACUACAGUUUGAUUGCAGAACAAAGGGAAGUGCCCUUUGGUAUGAGCUGAUGCUCAUCACCUCUUCCCAAAACCAUCUUUCAAAUCACAACAGCCACACACCUCGCAAACAAAGGAACACUUUCCUCUUUCAGUCUGCUAUUAUUUUUUGUAGGUCUGAUCUUUACGUGCUGGGUAUGUUGAUAAAGGUGUUGGUUUCUUUGUAGCUAUUAUGUGCACUGGGAAGCGUGCCCUGAAGGCUGCCUGAGGGAACGUUGUGCUUUGUGGUUGGGCCCAAUGGUUGGAGCUUGAGGGGGGAUCUCCAGUGUCAGCCAAUGAGAAAUGAAACAUUUCUCUCUCUUCUUGCAGGAAGAGCUCAGAAAGCUCCAGAACACCCUGGAACAGGCCAAUGAUGGCAAAUACUCGCUUCAAAGCCAUCAGCUUGCCAUGGAUGAGGAAAAUAAUAUUGAAAAAUAUCGUAUCAACUUACAGCCCUUGGAAACCAAAGUGAAAAUCAUCCAGCGCGCAUGGCGGCAGUACCUGCAGCGCCAGGACCUGCGCCCCGAGCAGCUGGGCAAGCGCAGCCCCUCCCCGCCCUCCCUGUCCUCUGACAAGAUGAGCAGCUCCAUCAGCAUGAACACCUUUUCGGACAGCAGCACGCCAGUGAGUACAGCCUUGGGCACGGUGAUCUGUUGGCUCCUUUUUGAUGGUUCCCAUCGAGGGCUCUGCGGGGAAAUGAAAGUCAUUGCAGCGUCUCAAACGGACACGUAAAGGGACAGUUGGGCAUCGUGAGCAGGUGUGCAAGUGAGACAUAGAUCUGUCAUAGAAAUAGUCAUCAUAGAAAUACUGUGUACUGCACACAGCAGUGGUACUCUGAGUGGGAAAAAAGAUGUUUCCAAAGUGUUUUGGAAGCAAAGAUCUUCACUUGGGUACGUGUUUGGUAUUUUGUGUUGGUGUUCUCCAAAAAGAAAAAGGAGA